Molecule: messenger RNA, 1927 nt
Organism: Phaeodactylum tricornutum CCAP 1055/1
Lineage: Eukaryota; Bacillariophyta; Bacillariophyceae; Surirellales; Neidiaceae
Exons: 1
Coding region: 158-1927 (589 amino acids)
Molecular function (GO): zinc ion binding; DNA binding
Source: RefSeq, a predicted model, not a curated record
UCCCCAAAAUCUGCAUGUGAUUCGGUUAGUAGUUCAUCUCAUACCAAAAUUUUCUCUUCGAUUCGUGUUGCCUCGCUUUAGCUGUGGAAAGGCUUGUUCCGGGAGCACGAAGAGAGAAACAUUCAAUAUCGGAUAAUUUUCCGGUCUCGAGGGUGCAAUGAAACAAUCCCGCUCGUCCAGAUCUCGCGUGGAAAAAACUGUUCCAAAACCACCGCCUACUGGCCCAAAAACUCCAUCUACGCUGGCCGCCACCGUGGCAGCAGGGAAAUCUUUCGAGACCACCGAGCGCUGCGGCACAUGUUCUGCAUGUUUACGUGAAGACUGUGGCCAGUGCGAAGGAUGCGUAUGCAAACAAAAAUACGGAGGUGAUGGCUCCAGUAAGAAGCAGUGCGUCUAUCGGGGUUGCCAAGCUAUUUCGGAGAUAAAUCUAAAGGUCGGCGGUGGCUGCUUCGCGAGCGCCACUCACAACAGCGACAUCAGUAGCGUUUUGUCUAUAUCGCAAUACCCACCAUACCCCUUCACACCGCCACCGUCUUUAAUCGACGUCAACAAAAAGAGGAAACCUGAUUUGACAAUAGCUGACAAAAAGUCGAUGUAUGGGAAGCUCAUCCCAAGUGAAUCUCCACGCGAUCACUGUUCCGGCUGCAACUUACGGCAAGAAACCAUUAACGAUUCUGUGCUUAUCUGUGACGGUCCUGCUUGCGGUCGUGAAUAUCAUCUGCGUUGUUGCGUGCCUGCUCUUGACAUCAUUCCGGAAGGCGAUUGGCUCUGCCAAGACUGCAGUCCGUCUGGCAGCGCUGAAACUUUGAUGCAAUAUCUUGAAUCAAACGAUGAACGACGUUGUGACUUUCAAUCUUCUGAGGAAUUUGUUGCCUCUCUCAUCUCACAUGACAUGGUAAAAGAAAAAGUGCACCGUCGCCCUCUGUCGGAACUCGAACGAGCCACUGAAAUCCAUCGUAGUGCAAUUGGCGAAAAUUGGAACCUUUUGAUUUCACCAGACUUUUAUGUCGGAAAGCCGUUGCGUAUUUACGAUGGACUAGCAAACCAGUACCAUUCGGGCCGUCUGGUAGAUUGUCGACAGUCUCUCUCUUGUGGGACAGUAGAAUACCUUGCGCGUUUCCCUUCCGGAAAGGAUGGUCGGAAAUCUCCACUCCACCACUGGAUUAUUCUCGAAGAACAUUGCCUUGCUAUUGGCACCGCACUGAUCUGGUCACAAACUCUUGGUCGGCGUUGGAAACCUGCACAGCUCCUGCUUCGUACUGGAAGAGAACUUGUCUCUGUCGCCAGUAUGUAUUCGGAAGAACAAGGUGAGAUUCGGUUUACGGAUUCCAAGCAUACUUUGAAUGCGUUGCCUAGCACACCGGAAACAGACACAACUAAACCUGCGGCCACUCCAUGCUCGGGAAGUGCCUCUCGAUCAGCACCGUCUGAGCCAAGGUUUCCUAUCAAGAAGAGGCGAAGGAACGAAGUGUGGGGCCUUGUACGUUUCUUUGGGGAAGGAACCUUUGAAUUCGUCCCUUUGACAGCUCGUGCUCGCAGUUAUAAGGAUCCAAUCUUUCAAGCAAAAUACGGAAAGUCGGAAGCAAUAUGGCUCCCGCUUGCGAUCGCAGAGGCUGAGCAGGCAGAGCAAACAUCUGUUCUUCAAUGGCGUAACAUGGAGCAAAACAAUAGACUUAGCCAACAUGUCUUAUCGAGCAGAGAUGACUACGGUCUUCAACCACUACAACCAACCAACUCGUUCGAUUCUGUUUCUUUUCCCUCGCAGCUUACACCAUCAAUUCCGCAAGGCUUAGAUCGACUUCAUAUAUUGAAUCUUUUACAAGAGCAAGGGUUAGAAGUCGACAAAGACAUAGCGUCAAUUCUUCAAUGUACGAGUGUGCCAGUCAACGUGGCUAGGUGCCUCAAACAAAAUGGUCAUGUAGUAUAG